AUGAGACUUCCGAAGAAGCUUACGCGUAAGGGUCCGAGGACCUCUUCGUCGACUGAUCCACCUUCGCGGAUGGAUCAUCCAGAUGCUACGCCAUCUACACCACCUGAGGACGCGGAUAUGCCUGUUGGUACUGAGGUGGCUCUGACUCCUGAGGAUGCUGCGGAUCCGGAGGUUGAAGAAAUUGUUGUUGAGGACCUUCCGCCUCCUCCUCCUCAUUAUGAGCUUCAUAGGCUUCAAUUGUGUGAUAAGGAUAGCUUUGUGAUGAGUGCCAAAUAUUCUCCUACUUCUGCUGCAACCACUGUUUGCCACCCCUGUGCUGCUGUAGCUGCUGUUGCUUCUGCCCCUACUGCCCCUGCUUCGUCUGCUGGAACUGGUCCGGGCUAUACUGGUAACUUUGUGGCUACCAGGACUAGGAAGAGGAAGGCUUCGGUUGACGCAGCUACACCAACACCUACGGAGUCUUCCAAGAGGAAGGGAAAGUUGAAGGGUGUAAUUGAUCUUGAAGCUUUGGAUGAGGAUCCCAAGGCUGUCGAGGAGGUGCUGGAGGAUGAAUCCAUGGAGGAUAUUAAGGAUACCGGCCUCAACCCUCGUUUGGAUGAUAUUGAGGAAGAUUUUUCCAAGGAUAUCCUCAGUCCUGUUCGUGCUGGUUCGGUGGAGGGUAAGAAUCUUCUUGCUGGUAGUGGUGCUCAGUUGAUCAACCCUGUUAGCGUUCAAGCUCCUGUUCCUACUUCCUCUUUGAAGAUUCCUUCGUUUUCUGCCCCUACCAGAGCAUUGCAUGUUGUCUCGGCUACUGCUGAAGCUGUUGUCGUAUCUUCCAAGAGUCUUCCUUCAUCUCCUGCUACUUCGCUUCAAUCUAGUAGUUCGUUUGCAAAGUUUGUUACCCCCGUGAUGAGAGUAAGUAUUUCAGGCUCUCAACCGAAGAAGAAGGUUGUGAUUUCACUUGGUAGCUUCUCCUUCAAUGUUACGCCAACUUCAUUUGGGAGCGCUCAAUCUGUUUCUACUGCCCCUGUUAGUAAAGUCGUAGGGCCUCCUCCUUCGUCACCAGAUUGGACUAGACUGGGUAAUCUUCUUUCUGCUGGUGACAUGGACUUAGGAGGAGCUCAAGUUUUUCCUUCGGUUCCUAGCUCAUCCACCAUGCCGUGUCUUCGUCGUGGUGAGGGUUCUACAGUCGUGUCCCUUGUUCAUUCUCAAGCGGUUGAGGGAGUUGUUGCUGAGCCUAGACAGGGUAAGCUGUCCGAGAACUUGAGCCUUGGUAGCUCUGAUGAUGUUAUCCUCGAAGCCAUCUUGCGGGACUCUAAAGGUCCUUUUUCUGUUGGAGUUGAUCAUCAUCGUCUUAGUAGUUCUUUUGAGGUGGCUUCUCAGCUGGAUGUGCUAUCUGCCCAGUAUCGUGCGACUAAAAAGUUGUUCUUUUACCCGGACUGCCUUCGCUCUAGUCAGAGCUUUGGUGAGAUCCGUAGGGGUAGCAUCCAAUAGAUAGAGGCCUCCAUGGACACCUACGCCGAUUUCCUCCCUCGCCUCUCAGCAUUCUCAUUGGUGGUGCAACCAAGUUCUCAACCAGAACCAGUCUCUACGAUGGGUCCGGAUACCUCCCAACACUAUAUUACUGAUUUGAUAUGGAAAGACAAGGCUGAGGCCAAGGAAUGACUUAUCUCAAAGGCAAAAGAGAAGAUGUAUGUGGUUGUUCAAAGCAGACACGUCAAUUGUAAGAAGAUGGAGAUGGUAUGCGAGAGAUCGGGGAAAAAAAGGAGAAAAUCACAAAUAUAAGAAUUACAAAUAUGAGAAGAAGACGACUAGGGUCUAAACAUGUAACGUACGAGAAAAUUUUCCCUCCAAACGGGUUGAGUUUAGACCCGUCCAGCAAGGUUAUCCUCCCGUUCCACCACUCGAACUCGAAGUAUA
Molecule: messenger RNA, 1899 nt
Organism: Papaver somniferum (opium poppy)
Lineage: Eukaryota; Viridiplantae; Streptophyta; Magnoliopsida; Ranunculales; Papaveraceae
Product: mucin-5AC-like
Exons: 6
Coding region: 1-1473 (490 amino acids)
Source: RefSeq, a predicted model, not a curated record